Messenger RNA from Pezoporus occidentalis (night parrot), 1229 nucleotides. Its product is annotated as galanin receptor 2b-like. Gene Ontology annotation, cellular component: plasma membrane. Gene Ontology annotation, biological process: G protein-coupled receptor signaling pathway. The record is from RefSeq and is a predicted model, not a curated record. Lineage: Eukaryota; Metazoa; Chordata; Aves; Psittaciformes; Psittacidae. Gene Ontology annotation, molecular function: G protein-coupled receptor activity.
CCAGCAUCUCAUAAUGACACAGGAUGAUGGAGCACGAGGACUUCAAGAGCCUGGCUGUGUACUGGAACUCCUCUGACAUUUACCAGUUCAGCACUGCCAGGGUCAUUGUCCCUGUGGUCUUCUUUCUCAUCUUGCUCCUGGGCACAGUGGGCAAUAGCCUAGUGCUGGCAGUGCUGCUGUGCAAUGGGCAAAUGGGCCACAACACUACCAACCUCUUCAUCUUCAACCUCAGCCUGGCUGACUUCUUCAUUGUCUUCUGCAUGCCUUUCCAGGCCACCGUCUACUUCCUUCAGGGCUGUGCCUUUGGCUCCUUCAUUUGUAAGGCUGUCCACUUCUUCAUCUACCUCACCAUGUAUGCUAGCAGCUUUACCCUGACUGCCAUCUCUGUGGACAGGUACCUGGCCAUCUGCUAUCCACUGCGCUAUCAGGAGCUGUGAAACCCCCACAAUGUAGUGGCUGCCAUGGCUGUGAUCUGGGGCCUCUCUGUGGUCUUUGCUGGGCCCUAAGUAAGCUACUAUGACUUGAUUGAGUGGGAGUCCAGCUACAUCUGCAUGCCUGGCUGGGAGAAGUGGAGACGCAAGGUCAUGGACACCAGCACGUUUGCCUUUGGCUAUGUCACACAGCAUCUGUGGACAGCAGUGGAGGACCUGGAGGACAUAUCAGAGUCCAAGAAGGCCAAGCGCAAAGUAACCAAGAUGACCAUCAUUGUAACCAUCUUUUUCUGUCUCUUGCUGCCAUACCACCCAGUCAUCCUCCAAUACCACUAUGGAGUUCCGUUCAACCAGGCCACCUAUGCCUUCCACCUGCUUUCCCACUGCAUGGCCUAUGCCAGUUCCUGCCUCAACCCCAUUGUCUAUGCCCUGGUCUCCUAGCACUUCCGCAAGGACUUCAAAAACAUUUUCAGCUCUUUCUUGAGGAAAAAGCAUCACAACAAGGUGCAUGUGAUGCACACAGCCUACACUGUGCCUGGAUUUGAGGCAGGUUCCACUGGAGUGUCCCAGACACAUGAGGAGAAUAAUGGGCAUGAGCUGAACCCAGCUUCCAUGGCAGUCCAAUCCAGUUCUUUCAAGCCCCUUCAUACUUCAUAGUGGCCAAGCAACACACCAUCUUCCAGCUUGGCUGCGUCACCAGCCUCAGGCCACCCUUUCCCACUGGGUGAGAAGAGGAUGCUGGAAAGUCAAGCCAAAAACUGCUAUACGCUGCUUCUGGCUGAAUCCUUCCUCCCCAUG